AUGGGGAGGCAACCCUGCUGUGACAAGGCCGGGAUGAGAAGGGGGGCAUGGACAGCAGAGGAAGACCAGAAGCUCAUAAACUUCAUCAUCAACAAUGGCAUUCAUUGUUGGCGCCUCGUGCCCAAGCUUGCUGGUCUGAUGAGAUGCGGGAAGAGCUGCAGGCUAAGAUGGACUAACUACCUUCGUCCUGACCUCAAGCGAGAGGCCAUUUCCCAGGAAGAAGAGAGCCAAAUCAUCCAACUCCAUUCGCGUCUCGGGAACAGAUGGUCCAAGAUCGCAUCAUAUUUCCCUGGCCGAACCGAUAACGAGAUCAAGAACCAUUGGAACACCCGAAUCAAGAAGAGACUCAACCUCCUCGGCCUGAAUCCUGCGACUCACGAGCUCAUCAAUCCGCCAAAUGCCAGUCCGGAGAUGAUGAUCGAUAUGAAACAGAAGGAAAUCGGAGUCAGCUCGGAAGACAAAUCUGGCUUCGAGCAUAGGAUUUGGAUGACAUUCCAGAGCAUGAAUGCAGAGGAGAAUAGGCUGCAGGUCAACUCUUCAGGCAGCUGCAGCUCCUCCUUCUCAGUGCAAGACUCGCUCUGCCCUUCUUCGAGCAAGGAUAACUCUUUUCCUUCAUCGGAAGCAACCAUUUCUCUUGACGAUCUCUUCUUCUAUGGGAACUUGCUAUGA
Molecule: messenger RNA, 669 nt
Organism: Musa acuminata AAA Group (dessert banana)
Lineage: Eukaryota; Viridiplantae; Streptophyta; Magnoliopsida; Zingiberales; Musaceae
Product: MYB-like transcription factor ODO1
Exons: 3
Coding region: 1-669 (222 amino acids)
Source: RefSeq, a predicted model, not a curated record